Molecule: messenger RNA, 1353 nt
Organism: Priceomyces carsonii
Lineage: Eukaryota; Fungi; Ascomycota; Pichiomycetes; Serinales; Debaryomycetaceae
Exons: 1
Coding region: 1-1353 (450 amino acids)
Biological process (GO): chromatin remodeling; regulation of DNA-templated transcription
Cellular component (GO): nucleus; Rpd3L complex; Rpd3L-Expanded complex
Molecular function (GO): histone binding; nucleosome binding
Source: RefSeq, a predicted model, not a curated record
AUGAAUGAGAAGGCGUACGCGGAGGGCCGUGAUUUGGAGACUUUAAAUUGCCAGACUGAAAUCAUGGAACUGGAAGAUUCUACUAUUGAUCAGCAAACGCAACUGAAUUAUAGAAUUUGGAAGAAGAAUACACCAUACUUGUACGACUACAUAUCAACCAACUCACUACUUUGGCCGUCAUUAACUGUACAGUUUUUCCCUGAUUUAGAACUGUCAUCCAAAAAAGAGUACAACACGUCCUUAAAGAAGGAAUCAAACGAUUAUGAUGUUAAUUAUCAGCGAUUACUACUUGGUACAUUUACACUAGGGGAAUCUGUCGAUAAUAUAUCGAUUCUACAGCUUCCUUCCUAUAGGAACCUAAAUGAAAAUUUUAGCAUAGACAAAUUGAACUAUAAUUAUGAUAAGAAAGAGUUUGAGAUCCCAACUUUGACUAAAAAGAAGAUAAAUGUUCUUCAGAAGAUUAAUCAUUUUGGAGAUGUGAAUAAAGCGAGAUAUAUGCCACAGAACCCCGACAUUAUAUCUACCGGUAAUAAUAUGGGCGACCUUGUAAUAUAUGACAGGACAAAGCAUAGCACUUUCAAAAGCAGCUUAAUAAGUGACGAUUCGAACGUCGAUCAACCUCAAUUAUUGCUCAUUAAUAGUAAUCAAGAUCACGGCUCAGAUAUUUUCGCCAUUGAUUGGAAUAGACAAAAAGAAGGAACAAUAAUUUCUGCUGACAUGAAAGGUAACAUAAAUGUAUUCGAUAUAAGGAAUAAUUUUGUUUCAAAAGAUGAUCACUGUCUAUAUGAGUCAUGUCACUUUGAUAAUAAUAAGAUCGGAGUAAACGAUAUAGAAUGGGUGCCAAAUCAUGAUUCUCUCUUUGGAAUGGUUGACGACAGUGGACGGUUAAGGAUCUUUGAUAUCAGAGACCCAACUUCCUCGGUCAUGGAGCAAAAGCAAGAUCAAAGCAUAAAUAGUUUGAGCAUUAAUCCUGGGAAUAAUUUUUGUAUUGCGACAGGUGAUUGUUCUGGUACCAUAAACGUUUGCGAUAUAAGAACUCUUGGAACAAAAGGUUCUGAAAGCCCGUAUUCAUUCAAAGGAAAUAAUGAAUCAAUAACACAAUUAAAGUGGCAUCCUAAAUACCAUAGUGUAGUGGGAUCUUGUUCUACAGAUAAAUUUGUGAAAUUUUUCGAUCUUGCGAAUUUCGAAGACCAAAGUGGCCUAAUGUUUGUACAUGGUGGACACAUGUUGGGUGUCAAUGACUUCGACUGGUCGUUGCAUGAUGACUGGUUGACUGCCAGUGUUGCAGACGAUAACUCAUUACAUAUCUGGAAGCCUGCUGAUCAAGUUAUUAGCAGCUACUCGUCCAAGUAA